UCUCUCCCAGGGUCCAAAUUCCCUAAAUCACCUUUCCUGGGGGGUGUGCUUUUCGGGAAGUCCAGCCAUCAGCUAAAGGGGAGUUGGGGUCAGCUGGACAGGAAGGUGGGGGAUCCACCUUCACUCUUAAGAGCACAUCUACCCAGUGACUAACAAAGCUGGGCUCUUACCAGGACACUCUCUUCGACUCUCAACUCUGCCUGCGGGGGCACUGCUAGAGUUUGCCUCUCAAACUGUCCCUGUGUGGUCCUUCUGUGACUAGCAGGCAACCUGAGUGAUAACAUAACAGGUGUUUAAGAGACAGGCUUUGAAGUCAGACCUGGGUUCCAGUGCUGCCUCUGCUCUGUGAUUUGAGGCAAAUUGUUUAACAUCUUGGAGCCUUACCUCCCCUGUGACUUUUGAGGAUAAUAUUUUGCCAGUGCUUCCAAAAAGGUUGCUUACAGUCUUAGCCUGGGGGCCAGGCAUAACUGUUCUGAACUAUUACAUUUCUUUCGCAGUUGACUCAAAUGAUUGUUUUUCCAUUUCCAGUUUCUGGGGAGGGUGUGCUCUGCACCUUCUUGUUACCCCCAUAUGCUGCCCUCGCUAAGGACCUUACCCUAGGCCCAUCUGCCAGGCCCAGCAGGUCUGAUCUGGCCUCACCAGGCUCCAGCCACCCUGGCUGUCUUGUAGUUCGCACAAAGGUUCUUACCCUUCUCAGGGCUGUUGCUGGGACUGUCCCUUCCCUGAAGUGCAGUUCCUCCCCUUUCCCUGGUGACUCCUGACUCCUGGCAUUUACACCUUCAGCUUAAAUGCGCCACUUUAUCUAAAAUGCGCCCCCUUCCUGGUUUCACCUCUGCUUGUUCAUUGCCCUUAUUAUACUUGUAAACUAUUCUGUUCCUUUGUUACUUGCUUUUUAUUCCCCUCACACUGGGCUUUAGUAAGCUCCAUGAGGUCAGGGGCCAUUUGUUAGCGCCUAUAAAUACUGUGGAAUCACUCAAACCCUAGGGCCGGUGGCACCAGGAAGUACUGGAUAAGGAACCGCAACACUAACUAACUGGGGCUCAGUGCUCUCUUCCGCCUUCAGUGCCCUGCUCAUCAAGGGUCUGGGUGAGGCCCCAGGUCAUAAGGAAGCCCUCGCUCGACUGCCCCGGGGCCCAUCGCAGCCCCCAACCAGCCCCGAGCGGUCUGAUGGUGCCCAGGGAAUGGUUUCCAAGGCAAUAGCAAACGGGGCGGGGCUUGGAACGGAGGACAAGGCUCGAGCCUAGGCAGGAACUUCUCGGGAGAGGAGGCGGCGACGCGGAGGGGCGCGGGAUCAGGGGCGCUGGGAGGGCGAGCGCGGCGAGGGGCGCAUGCAGGGCCCCGACGCGCCACUGCUCCUGAGCGCGGGGGAGCUGGGGCCCGGGCGCCGGGGCUCGGCCUCCUGGUACCGCCAGGAGGGCGGCGCGGUGUGCAACUGGCUGCGGAAGCCGCAGCCGCUCGAGCCACGCACCAGUUUCCCCUCGGCGCGCCGCUCCGAGUUCCGUCCACCCAGGAGGCUGCCAUGGCCCGGCCCUGCCUCCGCCCAGUCCGAGGAGGGUCACGCAGGCGGCAGAUGCCAGGCGGGCAGCCCCGCCCCUGCGCGCCGCCUCAGCAGCGCCUUCAAGACCCUGGUCCCAGGCACCCACGCCCAGGGCGCCUCGGAUACCCACCCCCUCGGCCCUCCGCACACCCCGGUCCUCAAUGACCCCUCUCCGCAGGAUGGUUUCCCGGUCCUCUGGCGAAGAUCCUCCAAGGCGUCUCACAUGAACCGGCUCAGAAACGCCAAAAUCUACGUGGAGAGAGCUGUCAAGGAGAAGAAGAUCUUUACAAUCCAAGGCUGCUACCCGGUGAUCCGGUGUCUCUUGCGCCGGAGGGGCUGGGUGGAGAAGAAGAUGGUCCAUCGCUCAGGCCCCACCCUGCUGCCACCCCAGAAGGAUCUGGAUAGCUCAGCGAUGGGUGACAGUGACACCACUGAGGAUGAGGAUGAAGAUGAGGACGAGGAGUUCCAGCCACCACAGCUGUUCGACUUCGAUGAUUUACUGAAAUUUGAUAACCUAGAUGGAACACAUGCUCUGAUGUCCCGCAUGGUUCAGAAUGAGACCCCCUACUUCAUCUGGACCACUCGGCGGGAUGUGCUCGACUGUCGCUUCCUCUCCAAGGAUCAGAUGAUAAACCACUACGCCCAGGCUGGCUCCUUUACCACAAAGGUGGGUCUAUGUCUCAAUCUCCGGAAUUUGCCGUGGUUUGAUGAGGUUGAUGCCAACUCCUUCUUCCCACGCUGCUACCGCCUGGGGGCUGAGGAUGACAAAAAAGCCUUCAUAGAGGACUUCUGGCUGACUGCUGCCCGCAACGUUCUCAAGCUGGUGGUGAAGUCUGAGUGGAAGUCAUACCCUAUUCAGGCAGUAGAGGAAGAGGCCUCAGGAGACAAGCAGCCCAAGAAACAGGAGAAAAACCCAGUGUUGGUGUCCCCAGAGUUUGUGGAUGAAGCUCUGUGUGCGUGCGAGGAGUACCUUAGCAACUUGGCCCACAUGGACAUCGACAAGGACCUGGAGGCCCCGCUGUACCUCACCCCCGAGGGCUGGUCCCUCUUCCUCCAGCGCUACUACCAAGUGGUCCACGAAGGGGCAGAACUCAGGCACCUCGACACUCAGGUCCAGCGCUGUGAGGACAUCCUGCAGCAGCUGCGGGCCGUGGUACCCCAGAUAGACAUGGAAGGGGAUCGCAACAUCUGGAUCGUGAAGCCAGGAGCCAAGUCCCGUGGACGAGGCAUCAUGUGCAUGGACCACCUGGAGGAGAUGCUGAAGCUGGUGAACGGCAACCCCGUGGUGAUGAAGGACGGCAAGUGGGUGGUGCAGAAGUAUAUUGAGCGGCCCCUCCUCAUCUUUGGCACCAAGUUUGACCUCAGACAGUGGUUCCUGGUAACUGACUGGAACCCACUUACCGUGUGGUUCUACCGCGACAGCUAUAUCCGCUUUUCCACGCAGCCCUUCUCCCUGAAGAACCUGGACAACUCAGUGCACCUGUGCAACAACUCCAUCCAGAAGCACCUGGAGAACUCAUGCCAUCGGCAUCCACUGCUUCCGCCAGACAACAUGUGGUCUAGCCAGAGGUUCCAGGCCCACCUGCAGGAGAUGGGUGCCCCAAAUGCUUGGUCCACCAUCAUCGUGCCUGGCAUGAAGGAUGCUGUGAUCCAUGCACUUCAGACCUCCCAGGACACCGUGCAGUGUCGGAAGGCCAGCUUUGAGCUCUAUGGCGCUGACUUCGUGUUCGGGGAGGACUUCCAGCCCUGGCUGAUUGAGAUCAACGCCAGCCCCACGAUGGCACCCUCCACAGCAGUCACUGCCCGGCUCUGUGCUGGCGUGCAAGCUGACACCCUGCGCGUGGUCAUUGACCGGAGGCUGGACCGCAACUGUGACACAGGAGCCUUUGAGCUCAUCUAUAAGCAGCCUGCUGUGGAGGUGCCUCAAUAUGUGGGCAUCCGGCUCCUGGUAGAGGGCUUCACCAUCAAGAAGCCCAUGGCGAUGUGUCAUCGGCGGAUGGGGGUCCGCCCAGCAGUCCCUCUGCUGACCCAGCGAGGCUCUGGGGAAGGCAAGGACUCGGGGACCCCUACCCACAGCCGAGGUAUCAGGAAGUUUAAGGAAGUUGCCCAAGGUUGCACAGCUCAGAAGGGGCACAGCUGGGAUGCAGACCCAGGUCUGUUGGACUCUACCCUGUUUUCUUCUCACUGCCUCUGGAGGAGGAACCGGGAGGGCUCCAUCUGCCUUCACCCCACUCCCUCCAUAUCCCCCCAUCCUCCACACAUACCUUUUAGGGCAGCUAGGCCACCUUGGGCCCCACCCCAGGGCCUCACAGCUUCUCUUGCUCCCACAGCCCCUCACCACUUCCCCAGCCUCCACACCAAGGCCCAGCUGCCUUCUCCCCAUGUACUCCGACACCAGGGCCAGGUCCUCCGACGACAGCACAGCAAGCUGGUGGGCACUAAGACCCUGUUGACCACAGGCAAGGCCUUGAGGACUCUACCCACAGCUAAGGUCUUCAUUUCCCUCCCACCUAACCUUGAUUUCAAGGUGGCACCCAGCAUCCUGAAGCCAAGAAAGGCUCCUGCUCUCCUGUGCCUCCGAGGCCCCCAGCUGGAAGUGCCUUGUUGCCUCUGCCCUUUGAAGUCAGAACAAUUCCUAGCACCUGUCAGAAGGUCAAGGCCAAAGGCAAAUUCAAGGCCAGACUGUGACAAACCCAGGGCUGAGGCCUGCCCCAUGAAGAGGCUGAGCCCCCUGAAACCCCUGCCCCUUGUUGGUACAUUCCAGAGGCGCAGGGGCCUGGGGGAUAUGAAGCUAGGGAAGCCCCUGCUUCGAUUCCCCACUGCCCUUGUCCUGGAUCCAACACCAAAUAAAAAGAAACAAGUGAAGUAUUUGGGGCUUGACUCCAUUGCUGUUGGAGGGUCAAGAGUGGGUGGGGCGAGGCUGUGUACCCCAGGGUCCACAGCAAGAGCCUGAGGCCAUCAGCAGCUCCUCCGUGCAGCGAGGCCCAGAAUUCCCACCUAAGGACAGACAUGGGGCUUCCUAUUUAGGGACUCCCCCAGCAUCUCCGAUCCAGGGGUGGGGAGCGUGAGCCUUCACUUUACAGAUGAAGAAACUGAGUCUGAAAGAGGAGGCAUGGCUUACCCAGGAUCACAUGGCAGUGAGUCGACGCAGGGACAUAUUGCCAGAACUGCCGAGCACUGGGAGCCCCCCAACCCCAGAGAACAAGCCAAGCUAGCAGAAUGACACCUACCGGGCAUAGGAACGUUAAUGCCAUGAGACAGGGGAAGGAAUUGGCCUUGCCUAAACCUCAGCCCUUCUGCAGAGGGCAUGGGUCUAUCCCUUCUUCAGCAAGGGGCCAAGGUCACCUAAAAAUGAAAUAUCCAAUAAGCCACACCCACCUGAAGAAAAGUGUGGCACUGCUUAGUUGUAGUGGGUUGAACUGUGGUCCCUGAAAAGAGAUGUCUACUGGGACCCUGUGAAUGUGACCUUAUGUGGGAAAAGAGUCUUUGUAGCUGGGUAUGGUGGCUCACACCUGUUACCCCAGCACUUUGAGAGGCCAAGGCAGGAGAUCGCUUGAGCCCACAAGUUCAAGACCAGUCUGGGCAACAUGGUGAAACCGUUUCUACAGAAAAUUAGCUGGGUGUGGUGGCACACACCUGUAGUCCUAGCUACUCGGGAGGCCUAGGUGGGAGGAUUACCUGAGCCUGGGAAGAUCAAAACUGUGGUGAGCUGUGAUCACGCCACUGCGCUCUGAGCCUGGGAGACAGAGUGAAGCCCUAAAUCAAAAAAAAAAAAAAAGAGGUCUUGCAGAUGUAAAUAAAUUUAAGAUCUUAAAUGAG
Gorilla gorilla gorilla (western lowland gorilla) is the source of this 5356-nucleotide messenger RNA. RefSeq names its product tubulin tyrosine ligase like 3 (gene TTLL3). Lineage: Eukaryota; Metazoa; Chordata; Mammalia; Primates; Hominidae. The record is from RefSeq and is a predicted model, not a curated record. Gene Ontology annotation, molecular function: protein-glycine ligase activity, initiating. The transcript is spliced from 14 exons. Gene Ontology annotation, biological process: cilium movement; cilium assembly; protein modification process. Gene Ontology annotation, cellular component: microtubule cytoskeleton; axoneme. Bases 1329 to 4490 code for a protein of 1053 amino acids.